Messenger RNA from Chara braunii, 1580 nucleotides. NCBI's taxonomy places the organism in Eukaryota, Viridiplantae, Streptophyta, Charophyceae, Charales, Characeae. The record is from the annotation of a GenBank genome assembly.
GCCGUUUCUUUUUUUUUUUUUCCUUUUUUUUUUUAUGAAAAGGGCGACGGCCUUCAUCAUUAAGCUGACCAGCCCCAGGCAAUUGAGAAAUAGUUGGUUUUACAAGUUUACUCAUCAAGUUCCAUCAUCUGGAUUUGAACACGGGUCUGGAUUUUCAACAGUUCAUGGGUGUGGUCCCCACUGAGCUAUUACGAGGAGGACGUCUGCUUGGAUGCCACGUGGCAAGAGGAGGACGUCUGCUUGCAUGCCACGUGGCAGGAGGACGUCUGCUUGCGUGCCACGUGGCAUGCGAUUUCCCUCGUCGCGACGGGCAGGGUCUGAGGUGUAGAAGCCGACUCAGAAGAGAGCGCUGCCUCGACUGUCUUCUUCGUCGUGGUCCUCUGCGAUCCCGACAUUGUCUACGUGGCAUCUUCUCCGUCUGCAAGGCGGGGCUGAAAGAUGAUGACGAUCCUCAACGGGGCGAUGAUCAUCAGGAUAACGACAAGGGUGAGGAUAAGGGUAAUAAUAAUAAUGAGGAUGGGAAAAGUGAGGACCGAGAAUUGCCACGUGGCGAUACCUCAGGCAGAUCUCUGCCUCAGCUCUGUCGAUUAGUAGAAAGGGCCUUCUUUGAGGUGUGUGUGCAAAAUCUUGGGCGACCGGCAGGAAUGGCGUUGUAUGAUUUCACUGUUGCCACAUCGGAGGCUUUUUUCAAGGGAUUCACAAGAGACCAAUUAGCGCUUGAGCUGAGGUUUGGGUCUCACCACAUGGAUGGCUACGGAGUGCAAGCUGCAGGCUACCGGCUGACAUCAUCGGAGGAGAGGUACCGCUCCCAGUGGAUAGACACGAUCUAUGUGACACUUCAUAUGAUGAAGGUUGUUGAGCCUGAAGAAGCAUCAAAUACUCCGGACAUGGGAGAUGAGUGGCUCAGAAAUAUUGUACAUCGGGUUUUGGAGGGACAGAGGACAGGAGAAGAGCAGACCGCUGUGAAGUUUGAUCGUGCGCUGGCAACUGCGGGGGCUUCAGGAGGGGCAGCUGCUCAGAAGAAAGUGAUUGCACCGCAGUGGGUUCCCGUCAGUCAGAUCGUUCUUCUCACAAUGAAGGUGGUUGCUGAGGCCCAGGCAAGGCAUGAACUGUAGUAAAGGCACUGUGCCAAAGCACAAGUUUGCUGGAGGAAGCUAUCUAAAAGUCCACCACACGGGGCGCGGCAGUUACAGUACGUAAAUCACAGUCAUCAGAGAGGAACCGACAGGCCAUGGCACAGGAAAUUGCGAAGUAUGCAAGAUGGAGGAAAUUGCAAAGUAUGCAAGAUGGACUCUGCUGGAGUGAGUCAGUUUGUUGAGCUUUGCAAGCUGCUUUCCCUAACACCAGUUUUUUUUUUCUGGAGGAAGCUGUUCUAUUUACUGUGGAGCGCACAGUGAGCAGGAGUUGCAGCACAGUAAUGACAGUCAUCAGAGAUCCGGGGUUGGUUGAUAUGACCCCCGCCCCCCCCCUGGUGACCCCAAUCUAUUGGUUAUGGGCCUUAUGGCAAAAUGAGAGAGUUCCAAGCAGGCCUGUGCUGUGAACAUAUUAGCAAUUUAGCAUAGAAUAGCGUGAUAGGACUC